CACAACUCAGCUGCAGAAGCACAAGUUCUGUUUAGUGAUUCCAACUGAGCUGGGGAUUUUUUGAAAAUGCUUUCACACAGAGGAUACAUGGAGCUACAAGAUGAUCACAUUGGCAGAGAAACUGAAGUCACCUCGUUUGAGAGAUCAUCUAACACAGUCAAUGGAUUCAGCUUAUCAACUUCAAACCCGUUUAUUACUCAAAACAAAGAAUCCAGUGUGACCACUGUUUCCAAUGACAUCAACAAGGACAUAAUGUCAAGCCAUGGGCAAAGUAAUGGGUGGUCUCGUUUUCCAAUAUCUCCUACAACACCACUUGAGAAUGACUGGGCUGUUUUCCCACCCCCUACUCUAGCCCUUGAAACAAACCAAACCGCAUUCCCAAGUCAAAAGCCGACUUCACACUUUGCCAGGUUUUCUCCAAGUGUAUUAAGCAAUCAGGAAACAAACAUUUUCCAUCCUUUCAAAGAGGAAACUGGUAUAACUCAGAGAAUGGUGGCCAAUGAAAAACCAUCAGAUAAAAAGGAUUUUCUUUUGGAAUACAUACUAGCCAAUCAAACAAAUGACGAGGAACCUAUUCCUUCUACCACAGCAUCCAGUCAGCUAAAUAUAUUUGAAGACUUCCCAAGUUUUUUACCACCUCCAGUAAUUAAUAAAGACAUUUUCACAAGUACAGUUCCAUCUCAGUCAAAUGAUAUCUUUCAAACCCCCAAGUCUAGUGUACACAACAGAGUAUUUCAAUUCAAUCCGACUUCAGCAUCUAUCCAGAAUGAUAAUUUUCAUUUGUUUGAUAAUUCCACUGGGACUAAUGGGCAGUUCAAGCAACAGGACAGCGACACUAAAAGAAUAUUAAUGCCUGCAGAGCUGAGUAAUGGAAUAUUCCAGGAGACAACAUUAACGUCACCUUUUAAUGCAUCAACAAAUGAAGAACUGAUGUUUACCAGACUACCCCUCAAACCAGUCCGACGCCAUAAGUCCCAUAAGAAUCCUAAGAACAUCGAUCAUGACAUUUUUUCCACACCCACUGUAUCUGUACCUGCUGAUCAGAAACCAGCAGAGACUCUGCUUACGUCUACCCCGGCUACUCCAGUAUCCAUACCUGCUGUGCCAAGAGCGACAAUUAAUAUACGGAACAUUGAUCAUGAUAUUUUUUCCACACCUGCUGAUCAGAAACCAGCACAGAAUCUGCUUACGUCCAUCCCGGUUACUCCGAUAUCCAUACCUGCUGCAUUAAAACCUACAACUAAUAUGCAGGACACCAUGCCAGCUGAUGAGGUAAACCAGAGCCAAGUUUAUGAGGACAUUCUGUUCAUCGGGCAGGAAAAAUGUGUUGAGGACUGGCCAGAGGAUAGCCCUGAGCUUAGCCCUGAUUGGAAGCCUACUGGGAAAUUAAAAUUAAGAAGGGAGUCUUUGAGGGAAUCUAAGGCAGCCACAACUGUGGACACUUUUAAGAGGAAAUCUGGCAAAACAAAAAUAAAGUUGAGGCACUCGAGAAGAGAGUCAAAGGAGACAUCAGAUGGCUCAAACCUUCUUCAAGCAGGCGUAGAUCAUCAAGUCGAGUCAGAGGAAAAAGGUCCUGACAAUGUGAAUGGUGCCUAUGGUGAUACUUUGUCUUUGAGGUCAAAGCUCCCUGCAUCAGAGGGAACUUUUUUGCAUGAACAAGAAGAGCAGAAUGCAGUAACGAGGAGCAAAUCCUUCAAGAGCAAAAAGACAAAAUUCAUAGUUCCCCAUUUGCAAUACCGAGGCACCAAGAAAAACUCUCUUGGUGACGUUUUAGAAAAUGGAUCACCUUUUCUGCAAAACUCAGAGGAAAGCAUAAGAGCGGAGAAUAAACAUCGCCGUUUCUCUGCUGAUGUAUAUGCAGAAUAUGAAGAUGAUACAUUCUCUCCAAAAUCUUCAAGCAGUAGUGGAAAAAUACAGGAAUUACAAGACUGUCGACCCAAGAAACCUAUUAAAUUUACAUUUCAUCAUGCAUCUCGAAAAGGAUCGAAGGGUGCCCUGGAGAAUUAUAGCCCAGAGAAAGGUGCUGAUUUGUUUAAAGCCAGUGACAUUAAGGGGUCAGAAAUCAGCGUAUCUGAAGAUUAUAUUCAGAAGAAACCUAUUAAAUUCACAUUUCCUCAUGCAUCUCGGAAAGGAUCGAAGGGUACACUGGAGAGUUAUACCCCAGAAAAGGGUGCUGAUUUGUUUAAAGCCAGUGACAUUAAUGGGUCAGACACUGGUGUAUUUGAACAUUAUAGUCAGGCAGAACAUGAAGAUGAUCCAUUCUCUCCAAAAUCUUCAGACAGCAGUGGAAAAAUACAAGAAUUACAAGAUUAUCGACCUAAGAAACCUAUUAAAUUCAAAUUUCCUCAUGCAUCUCGGAAAGGAUCGAAGGGUACACUGGAGAAUUAUAGCCCAGAGAAAGGUGCUGAUUUGUUUAAAGCCAGUGACAUUAAUGGGUCAGAAAUCAGUGUAUCUGAAAAUUAUAGUCAGAUGAGGAAGUCUCCUGUACAAAGGAUUUCACCAAUAAUUCAAAGAGACUUAAAGGCAGAACAUGAAGAUGAUCCAUUCUCUCCAAAAUCUUCAGACAACAGUGGAAAAAUACAAGAAUUACAAGAUUAUCGACCUAAGAAACCUAUUAAAUUCACAUUUCCUCAGGCGCCUCGGAAAGGAUCAAGGGGUACACUGGAGAAUUAUACCCCAGAGAAAGGUGCUGAUUUGUUUAAAGCCAGUGACAUCUAUGGGUCAGAAAUCAGUGUAUCUGAAAAUUAUAGUCAGAUGAGGAACUCUCCUGUACAAAGGGUUUCACCAAUAAUUCAAAGAGACUUAAAGGCAGAGUAUGGAGAUGAUCCAUUCUCUCCAAAAUCUACAGACAGCAGUGAAAAAAUACAAGAAUCACAAGAUUAUCGACCCAAGAAACCCAUUAAAUUUACAUUUCCUCAUGCGUCUCGGAAAGGAUCAAAGGGCACACUGGAGACUUUUACCUCAGAGAAAGGUGCUGAUUUGUUUAAAGCCAGUGACAUUAAUGGUUCAGACACUGGUGUAUUUGAACAUUAUAGUCAGAUGAGGAAGUCACCUGUACAAAGCAUUUACCCAAUAGAUCAAAGUGAGACAAAGGCCAAGGACCAAAUGCGUUUUCCUGAAGACAUUGAACCACCAGGUGCUACCUCUGGAAAUUUCUACCUUUCAGAAGCAGCUAAGGCUGAGUGGAUGUCCUCCCAGAUGGAUGUGAGGCGGGCAAGAGCACCGGACGAUAAUGACGAAUUGGAGGGAGUAAAGGAGGAAGAGGAAGGGGACACAGACAGCCUGAUGGAGUGGUGGAACACAGUAGAAUUAUGGGAUGAGCUGCCAUCAGAUGAGGAAACCAGUGAAAUGGAAGAUGAAACUAAAUCUUUCACUGAGAUCGCUGACAAAGUCCACCAUGGUCUUAGAGUUUUCUAUAAAAUUUUCAUUGAACAAGCCGAAGUCCUUUACCAGCAUGUGCUACGCCUGUACGCCAUCGGUGAAGACAUCAGCAACUUUCACCGCAAUGCCAAGAUUGCCAACAUCACAAGUGGAACAACCACAGCUGUAGGUGGUGUAACAGCCAUCGCUGGCCUGGCACUGGCACCUGUCACAUUUGGGGCGUCGCUAAUUGCGUCUGCUGUUGGUUUGGGCAUAGCAACAGCGGGUGGAAUCGCGGCAGCUUCGGCCUCUAUAUCAGACAACGUUCAUGACAUGAAUGACCGUAAGAAAAUUGAAGUGGUGGUGCAGGACUACGAGACCCGACUAGUGGAACUACGACGCUGCCUGAGAUUUGUGGCUGAGGGUGUGCACCGAUUGCGAAUCCACCCUCUUCUACGGCGUAAUAAUUACUAUGCUGGUGACUGGGAGGUGCGCCGUGCGCUUCAGACCAUCAGCCUAGUUGGAGAGCCUGUAGAGCAGGCAGAGAACAUUGUGGAGAGGUCUACAAAUGCUCUGAACAGUGUGUGCAAAGGGAUGGACAAUUACUUCAGCAAGGAUUCCAAGGAAAUGAAGAAGGGCUGCAAGAAGGAGGUUACAACGCAAGUGAAUAUGUUAGCUAAGCUGCUGCAUGAAGGGUUAGUGUCACUCAAUUCCAUACGAGAACAGCUAAUGGAAGCUACUGGAGAAGUUUAGAACAGGGGAUGAAUAAAUAAACUAUUUAGAACACUGUAAACUUUAUCUAGUGGUUAGGUGAUACAGUAUCCUUGGCAGGUCACAUAUUACACAUGGUGAAGAAGUGUGACCCAGUUCCUCCUGUUGUUGUAUGAUAGUGCAUUAUUAUAGUGCAUUAUUUUAAUAAAACAUCUGUGAGAGAGACUAAACAUGAUCAAAUGUCAAAUUAAAAAUGUGGGAAUAAAAAGUGUCUUCACUUUUUCCUUUUGCGUGGAGCACUUAAUACGGUUUUAUGUAACCCACUGUAUGUCUAAAACAUACAUGUUUAUGACUUAAACAUCUUUGGUUAAGUUUUGGUUUCCAUCUUCUUUGUGGAGUUUAGUUCUUGUUUUAAUAAUCACUUCCUCAAUGAGAAAUUCUAUUUAUAGUAAACAUAAUUCCAACUUCUCAUCUCAUCUGUCAUCUGUGUAGUAUACAACAAAGACUGAAAAAAUACAUAGGAACCAAAAGUACAAAUGCCUUAAUGCCUUAUGAUAUACUGUAGCUGUGUCAUUGUAUUGUUUUCUCAUGUUAAGCCUAGACUUUAAUACCCAAACCAUACAAUAUAUAACUGACCAGCCAAUUCCACUUAUUUAUUUAUAUUUAGCUGCUUAAAUUUUUAUUUUUUAAGUUUACACAUUUGAGUGCAAAUAAAAAAACAAACAUAUUGUUUGUAUGUUAUGAUAUAACUUUCUUUUAUAUGCAAAUUAUUUUAUUGUUGUUUUAUUAUAUAUUUACUUAUAUUUCUGAGACAUAGUGGCAAUUCAGUGUUUAUCAUCUUCAUACUAGUUUACUAUACUUUACCACUAGUUAUUAUAUAUUUUUAGCCCCAAUUCUGCUGGGUUGCUGCUGGUGGACACUCGAGCAAGGUCCUUCACCCCAAAGUGCUCAGGUGCAAUCAAGUGCCGAGCUGGCAACCCAGCAUGUAAAUAACUCCCACAGAAAUGGCAGCUGUAUAUUUGUUGCUUGAUGUGCCAGGAGGCACAUAGAUAGACCAUGUAAUUAUGUGUAACUUUAUGGCUUAUUUUAACUGAUGAGAUAAAUAAAAAUGCAUCCCUGUACAUUUUUCAAAA
Messenger RNA from Clarias gariepinus (North African catfish), 5204 nucleotides. RefSeq lists its product as uncharacterized. The coding region runs from base 67 to 4113 and encodes 1348 amino acids. The record is from RefSeq and is a predicted model, not a curated record. The transcript is spliced from 41 exons. Gene Ontology annotation, biological process: lipid transport; lipoprotein metabolic process. Gene Ontology annotation, molecular function: lipid binding. Gene Ontology annotation, cellular component: membrane; extracellular region. NCBI's taxonomy places the organism in Eukaryota, Metazoa, Chordata, Actinopteri, Siluriformes, Clariidae.